Messenger RNA from Episyrphus balteatus (marmalade hoverfly), 1430 nucleotides. RefSeq names its product flap endonuclease 1 (gene Fen1). The record is from RefSeq and is a predicted model, not a curated record. The transcript is spliced from 6 exons. The coding region runs from base 14 to 1156 and encodes 380 amino acids. Gene Ontology annotation, molecular function: manganese ion binding; DNA binding; 5'-3' exonuclease activity. Gene Ontology annotation, cellular component: nucleus. NCBI's taxonomy places the organism in Eukaryota, Metazoa, Arthropoda, Insecta, Diptera, Syrphidae.
AAUAAACACUACUAUGGGAAUUCUAGGCUUAUCAAAACUUAUCGCUGACAUUGCACCAUUCGCAAUUAAAGAAGGAGAAAUAAAAAAUUUCUUUGGUCGCAAAAUCGCCAUUGAUGCUUCUAUGUGCUUGUAUCAAUUUCUAAUCGCUGUGCGAAGUGAAGGUGCCCAGUUGACCACAGUCGAUGGUGAAACAACUUCUCAUUUAAUGGGAAUGUUCUACAGAACCAUCCGACUACUUGAAAACGGUAUUAAGCCAGUCUAUGUGUUCGAUGGCAAACCACCAGAUUUAAAAUCCGGGGAGCUGGCAAAACGUGCCGAAAGACGUGAAGAAGCUCAAAAAGCUCUUGAUAAAGCUACCGAAGCUGGUGAUGAAGCUGAUAUGGAUAAAUUCAAUCGUAGAUUAGUUCGUGUAACUAAAGAACAUGCUGCCGAAGCAAAAGAGCUCUUGAAACUGAUGGGUGUUCCAUAUGUUGAAGCACCAUGUGAAGCAGAAGCUCAGUGUGCAGCUUUAGUUAAAGCUGGAAAAGUUUAUGCUACUGCUACAGAAGAUAUGGAUGCCCUGACCUUUGGGUCAACUAUAAUGUUGAGGCAUUUAACCUUCAGUGAAGCAAGAAAAAUGCCAGUAAAAGAGUAUCAUUAUGAAAAGAUUCUCAAAGGAUUUGAAUUGUCUUCUAAAGAGUUUAUAGAUCUUUGUAUCCUCCUUGGGUGUGAUUACUGUGACAGUAUUAAAGGUGUUGGACCAAAACGUGCUAUUGAGAUGAUUAACACUUAUAGAGAUAUCGAGACUAUUUUGGAGAACAUUGAUAGAAAAAAGUACACAAUUCCAGAAGAUUGGAACUAUGAGGUUGCCAGACAGUUGUUUGUUACUCCAGAUGUCACAAAUCCAGAUGAGAUUGAUCUCAAAUGGACAGAUCCUGAUGAAGAAGGUUUGGUUAAGUUCAUGUGUGGUGAUCGACAGUUUAGUGAGGAUCGUGUACGAGGAGGAGCAAAAAAGAUUCUUAAAUCAAAGAAUACAUCUACUCAAGGGAGGUUGGAUAGUUUCUUUAAGGUUCUUCCAUCUACAAUGACCACACCAAAACGUAAGGCUGAAGAUAUAAAAAAGGGUUCUGCUAAGAAAGCCAAAACAUCAACUCCACGAGGAAGAAAACCAAAGUAAAUUUUGCAUUUAACAUAUAGUCUCGGAAUCCCAAUCUGGAAAAAUUAAAUAACAAGGAGUAAUCGUUCUUUAUUUUGUAUAUUCUAGAUUUUUAUUUUUCGAGUUUAUUUCCUAAUCAUAAGAAAUCCAUUAUAAGUCAAGAAAUCAUCUUUUUUUUUUUUUGUUAUAACCUUUUUAAGAAUACAACUACAAACCAAAAUAAAAUGUUUUUUUUUAUUCCUGUUUGUUUGACGGGCGACUCAAAGAAAUAGAAAUAAAUUAACUCAAUAUUAUA